Mesorhabditis spiculigera is the source of this 1200-nucleotide messenger RNA. The record is from the annotation of a GenBank genome assembly. NCBI's taxonomy places the organism in Eukaryota, Metazoa, Nematoda, Chromadorea, Rhabditida, Rhabditidae.
AUGGCAGACCCCCACGAUGUGCCCCAUAUCGUGCACACCUCAGCAUCCCUCACGCCAGAACAAGUUUUCGCCGCGAUUGAUUCUACGUUAUUAGCCAAGAUGACACUCGGCUCGGGUAUGGUGUUGAUGAUAAUGGCGACACUGGUCGGAAACGCGAUGGUGUGUCUCGCCGUUCUAUUGGUGCGGAAACUUCGGCAACCGGCAAAUCUUCUACUCGUCUCGCUGGCAGUCGCUGAUUUCUUCGUCGGGUUGUUAGUGAUGCCGUUGUCACUGUAUGACUACGUUAGUGAACGAUGGGCGCUCCCGCGUAUCAUCUGCGGUCUGUGGACGACGGCCGAUUUGACGCUGUGCACCGCGUCCAUCUGCAAUCUCUGCGCCAUAUCGGUUGAUCGAUAUAUGGCCAUUUCACGGCCACUCAGGUACUCAGCGAUGCGUACCAACAUCCGUGUGUCCCUCUACAUAGCCCUCGUGUGGGCCGUCUCAUUUUUCGUCAGUCUCACCGCCCUUCUCAUCACACAAUUCCUCGAAGAAGAUACGGAUGGCGAGCAGCAGGGGCUAUGCGUCGUAACCCAAAAUCUGGGUUAUCAAAUCUACGCGACACUCCUCGCCUUCUACGCCCCAACAAUGAUAAUGGUGAUUUUGUACGUGAAGAUCUGGAGGGCGGCAAAGAGGCUGGCCAUGCAGGAUAAACUCCUAUCUUACGGGAGCGGUCAACCCCGUGAAUCCACGGACAGCUCGAAUCUUUUAUCAGCCGGGCUGGGAAACGGGAAAUCCGGGUCGCGGUCGUAUUUCCACAGACCGUCCGCGCUCUUCAAUGCCGUCAAGUACCACUCGCGACAACACGAGAAAUCCGAGACGAAAGCCCGGCAGACACUUGGGGUGAUGAUGUCCGUGUUCAUCAUCUGCUGGCUACCAUUCUUCGUGUUGGCCCUGGUGAAGCCGAUAUUCGGAUGGCAAGUCCCACCGUGGCUUGAUGGACUCUGUCUAUGGCUCGGAUAUUCGAAUAGCAUGCUGAACCCGCUGAUCUACUGCAAAUACAACAAAGACUUCCGGAUCCCGUUCCGCGAGAUGAUUUUCUGCCGAUUCUCCACCCUGCAGACCGUCAUGAGGCAGCAGAGCUUCACCAGCAAAUACGGGCCCGCGCCGUGCCGAGCAGCCAGUAUCCAGGAUCGGGCCGACCGGCCGGAAUCGUCAGAUCUG